UUCCGCCUGGGCGACAGAGCGACACUCUGUCUCAAAAAAAAAGAAAAAGAAAAUAGUUUGUGUUUCGGGGCCUCUCACUUCUCCAGCGUCCCGAUACGCCCGGGGAUUGCAGAGAACCCACACCUAUUCGUAGAUUAUGAGCACUCCCGGGGACCCAGCGCGGCGAAGCCUGCCAGGAUCGCGGGCGACCGGCGGCGGUUCCGGUUCCCCGGUCUGGGCCCGGCUUGGGUUACGCUCUGGGUGGGGGCUCCGCAGCGGCUCCCUAGUUAGCGGGCGCCCCGGUGGGCUCCAGCUUUAGGGGUCGCUGGAGCGGCUCUGGCAUCACCUCGGAGUUGACGAAGCGGGAAGAGCCCCGCGCCAGUGCUGCCCCUACAGAGCUCUCAGCGAGGGGUGGAGGUGAGGUUACCCCCAGCCCCUACCCCCGCCUUCCCCUCCGGCGCCCGCGGAGAGGACUGGGGGCUGCAGGGAGGGGUUGUGCCGUGAGCGGGCGGGUUCCGGAGGCUCCGAGGUGGGGCGGGGCCCGAGCCGGAGUCUAGAGUCCCUGCGGCGGGUGGGGGAAGGAAAGACGGGUGGCGCGACCCUCUGUCCCCGCCCCGGGGGCGGAGCCCAGGUCCCAGCCUGCGGAGCGCGAGACCCGCCGAAAUCCGCCGGAGGCUACCUGUGCGGCUCCUGCAGCCCUGCACCGGGAUCUGGGGAUACCCGCCCCCCGCCCCACCGGUGCUGUGGCCCUCGGCCCCAGCGCAGGUGCUGGUGGGGCUUCUCUGUCCCUUUCACCCCAGGCGCAUCCGCUGCGACGGCCAUGGCGCGAGGAGACGCCCCGCGGGACAGCUACCACCUGGUCGGGAUCAGCUUCUUCAUCCUGGGGCUGGGCACCCUCCUUCCCUGGAACUUCUUCAUCACCGCCAUCCCGUACUUCCAGGCGCGACUGGCCGGGGCCAGCAACAGCACAACCAGGAUCCUGAGCACCAACCACACAGGCCCCGAGGAUGCCUUCAACUUCAACAAUUGGGUGACGCUGCUGUCCCAGCUGCCGCUGCUGCUCUUCACCCUUCUCAACUCCUUCCUGUACCAGUGCAUCCCGGAGACGGUGCGCAUUCUGGGCAGCCUGCUGGCCAUACUGCUGCUCUUUGCCCUAACGGCAGCAUUGGUCAAGGUGGACAUGAGCCCGGGACCCUUCUUCUCCAUCACCAUGGCCUCCGUCUGCUUCAUCAACUCCUUCAGUGCAGUCCUACAGGGCAGCCUCUUCGGGCAGCUGGGCACCAUGCCCUCCACCUACAGCACUCUCUUCCUCAGCGGCCAGGGCCUGGCUGGGAUCUUUGCUGCCCUUGCCAUGCUCCUGUCCAUGGCCAGUGGCGUGGACGCCCAGACCUCCGCCCUGGGGUACUUUAUCACGCCCUGUGUGGGCAUCCUCAUGUCCAUCAUGUGUUACCUGAGCCUGCCUCACCUGAAGUUUGCCCGCUACUACCUGGCCAAUAAACCAUCCCAGGCCCAAGCUCAGGAGCUGGAGACCAAAGCUGAGCUCCUCCAGUCUGAUGAGAACGGGAUUCCCAGUAGUCCCCAGAAGGUAGCUCUGACCCUGGAUCUUGACCUGGAGAAGGAGCCGGAAUCAGAGCCAGAUGAGCCCCAGAAGUCAGGAAAACCUUCGGUCUUCGUUGUCUUCCAGAAGAUCUGGCUGACAGCGCUGUGCCUUGUGUUGGUCUUCACAGUCACCCUGUCCGUCUUCCCCGCCAUCACAGCUAUGGUGACCAGCUCCACCAGUCCCGGGAAGUGGAGUCAGUUCUUCAACCCCAUCUGCUGCUUCCUCCUCUUCAACAUCAUGGACUGGCUGGGACGGAGCCUGACCUCUUACUUCCUGUGGACGAGGACAGCCGGCUGCUGCCCCUGCUGGUCUGCCUGCGGUUCCUGUUCGUGCCCCUCUUCAUGCUGUGCCACGUGCCCCAGAGGUCCCGGCUGCCCACCCUCUUCCCACAGGAUGCCUACUUCAUCACCUUCAUGCUGCUCUUUGCCAUUUCUAAUGGCUACCUGGUGUCCCUCACCAUGUGCUUGGCACCCAGGCAGGUGCUGCCACACGAGAGGGAGGUGGCUGGCGCCCUCAUGACCUUCUUCCUGGCCCUGGGACUUUCCUGUGGAGCCUCCCUCUCCUUCCUCUUCAAGGCGCUUCUCUGAAGUGGCCCCUCCGGGCUCUUUGGCAGCCUCUUCUCAACGUCUCCUUCUGAAGCUGAGAUCCAGCCCAGGGCGAAUGGCGAGCUUGGCUUAGGCCUCUGCUGGGUGGAGGCCUCUGGGCCUGGGGUUACCAGCAGGGGGCAGGAGCUGCUCUUCAUCCACUUGGAGUGCUGCGGGGAAGAAUUCAUCACCAGUCAUUCUAACCCUCACCCAGGAAUGGGGGUGACUUGCACAAGACCUCAUGGAAAGGGUGAUGUCUAGAGAAGAGACGGUACAGGGCAUGGCCACUCCCCACCACCAGGUCUGCAUUUGUUCAUCAUCACCAGGAGCAGAGGCAACCAGAGGGUUCAGAGUGGGAGGUGGGGCCAGCCCAGGGCAGGAGCUCCUCAUCCUCCCAGGCCUCAGCGACCCAGGGUAAAAGGUGCCAGGGAUGUUGCGGGGACCUGGAAGAAGAAACAGGUGUUGAGGACCUGAGAGUGCUCAAAGGGCCAGGCUCAGCCUCAAGCAGUGUUUUCAUUGCCAACACUUACUGUCCCCACUCCACAGAGCCCAGCUGGGCCUGGGCCCCAGAGCCACAGCUAGCCUGCAUGUGUGCACUGCACUUUACAGUUUGCAAACCUCUUCCAUACCCACUCUCUCACCGAAGCCUAAUUGAGGCCCUUGAAAGGAGCUGGGCAAGGAUUGUGCUUCCCCCAUUAUACAGGUGAGGAAACUGAGUCCUGGGGAAUGUGACUGGUCCGCGGUAGAGCCGGGAUCCAACCCCAUCUCCCUCCUCCCUGUAGGUGCUGUUCUUCCUGCCCAACACCUGUUUCUGUUUUCCUCAAGGGAUUCGGGGCAGGAGCCCUGGGUACUUACUCCCCCUUUUUGCUGUUUCUCCUUCAGACCCUGCUCUUGGGUCUAAUAACAACCCCAUUUAUUUGUA
Chlorocebus sabaeus (green monkey) is the source of this 3085-nucleotide messenger RNA. RefSeq names its product solute carrier family 29 member 2 (gene SLC29A2). Gene Ontology annotation, biological process: uridine transmembrane transport; guanine transport; thymine transport. Gene Ontology annotation, cellular component: plasma membrane; basolateral plasma membrane. NCBI's taxonomy places the organism in Eukaryota, Metazoa, Chordata, Mammalia, Primates, Cercopithecidae. The record is from RefSeq and is a predicted model, not a curated record. Gene Ontology annotation, molecular function: nucleoside transmembrane transporter activity.